Molecule: messenger RNA, 1549 nt
Organism: Diatraea saccharalis (sugarcane borer)
Lineage: Eukaryota; Metazoa; Arthropoda; Insecta; Lepidoptera; Crambidae
Source: the annotation of a GenBank genome assembly
AUGACCAAGUAUAGAAUUGUAGAGCAACACAAUAAAUUUUUCAAAUCUUUCCCUAUUGCUGUAAAAAGAGAAAUAGUUAUAAAUUCUUACAUAAGAAAAGUAACAAGAAUACCUUACUUUGCGGAAUGGCCUAUGAGGAUGAUGGAAAAUCUUAUAUUGUUAUUAAAAGAAGAAAUUUAUCUCAAGAAUGAUACUGUGUGUGAGUGUGGAGUUCCGGGCAAUGGAAUGAUCAUCGUUGAUGCUGGAGUAAUGGCGGUGUACACAUCUGAUGGUGAAGAAAAGGGACAUCUUAUUGAUGGCGAUUACUUUGGAGAGCUUUCUUUGAUCAUUGAUAAUGAACGCCGUACAUCCUCAGUAUUAGCUGUCACUACUACUAAAGUUUUAGUACUAGAAAAAGGUGCCUUCAGACUAUUUAUGAGAGAAUAUCCAAAACUCUUUUUCGAAAUGAAACAAAGUAUAAGAGAUUUAUAUCUCGGUACAGUGAGCAGUCUUGAUUCUACUGGAGUCAAAACACAGAGUUCAUAAUAGUGAUAAUAAACGUCAUUUAGAUUAGUGGACUACCUGUAAUAAUUAUUUAAUAAGAUGAUACUAUGUUGUAUUUUAUAUUUAUUUCUAUGAAUUGAAAUAAGAUAUAAAGAAAAGAUUAUCGUCACACGUAUUUAAAAAAAAAAAUAUUAUAAUCUUUUAAUUACUGAAACGCAAUUUUUAAUUUAAGAAAGACUUAAGUAAUUUCAAGUAUAAUUUAGGCUUAUUAUUUAUUACUCGAACUUGUGAUAUGAUGUGAAUUCCUAUUUAAGCUGCAGCGUCUGCUACUCAUGAAAAAAAUGUAUUUCAUAAUGAUCAAUAUGACUACAACAUGCUACAUCUUCAAUGGAUUUUCCUGGACAACCUACUGGAUAACUAGAUUUAAAGAUAUAUACCUCAUUUACACUGAUCAUAUCUCACUCUUGACUUGUCUUCGAGCCUCUCGAGAGUUUCUGGAGUCUCUCGAGCUCGUCAUGCUACGAUUACUGGUGACUAUAAAAGUGUAAAACAAUAUAUUUGUUAGGAGAAGUUAUUUUAUAUCGCUAGUUGUUGAUAAAGAAAGAGCUACGAAUUUGUUUCUUUAGUUUUUUCAAAAAUGUUUAGAUUUCUCACUUUUCUGAUAUUCAUGGUCGGUUUCGGGACGAUAUUUGUAAAGCUGAUGUUUUAUAUCCAGAUUCCCUAUAGUAUUGUUAUGAUAAGAGUAUCACUGUAAACUCAAAUUCAUUAAUUGCUUUUAUGUGGUAAAAUUUAUAUAAUUUUGAAUGUACACACUUUAACAUAAUAUUGUUAAUGUAGGUAUAUAUUAGAGAUUAAGUAAUUUAUGUAAGUCUGAAAGCUUUGUCUAUUUUUAUUAUGUUUUUUAUGUUAUAAACAUCACCGUCAUUGUUUUUUUACUCAAUUUAAGAACAUUUAAGUAGGUGUCCACUUAAUUUCUUUUUUAUUCUGAUUGUAAGGGUCGGCACAUAUAAGAUGGAAAUUUCCGUAGAAUGUUUCACGAAAAUGUGCGUUGGUACACUGCGAUAUG